AUGCGGUCCAACGUCGAGACAGUGGAUCUUUCCAACACUGUCAGCGCUUGCUAUUCGCCUGCGACAAUUGCCCCGGCUAACAGGAUGAUCCAUAUCGCUGGCCAGCCAGGCAGUACAAAGCAUGGCUUAGUGCCUGCUGAUUACGAGUCGCAGAUCCAUUUGGCGUUGCUGAACCUGCGAAAGCUCAUCAUCGCCGCAGGAUCCUCCAUUGAGGACAUCGUCAAGCUCAAUCUUUUCAUCGUUGAUUACGACGCCGGCAAUCGCAAGCACACUCGUCACAUCCAACGAUUUCUUGGCGGACACCGGCCGGCCAUCACCCUUCUGCCGGUCCCCAAGCUGGCGGUGCCCUCCUGGCUAUUCGAGGUGGACGCCGUCAUCAACCAGCCCGAGCCUCCCACCCCCCCUGCUCUGCCUGCUGCAAAAGAGACGACCGACGUUAUCAUCGUCGGCGCGGGUCUCGCUGGUCUUACUGCUACCCACGAUAUUCUGCGCGCGGGUCAGUCAUGUCUCAUCCUCGAGGCCCGGGAUCGCGUUGGUGGCAAGACCUGGAGCACGCCGCUCAAGGAUGGCAAGGGGUUGGUUGACCUGGGUGCCGCCUGGAUUAACGACUCCAACCAGAGCAAGGUUUACGCUCUGGCGCAGCGGUAUGGGGCCGAAUUGAUAGAGCAAAACACCAACGGGAACAUAGUUUUGCAGGACGCUGAUGGCAACUGCUCUCCUUUUCCCUACGGAGAGCCCCCGAACUUUGACAAGGCUACCAAAGCGCAUCUAGCCGACAUUCGCGACAUGUGUGAGGCGGAUUGCCAAGAACUCGACACAUGGAGACUGAAGGAUACCAGACUGGACUCCAUCACGUUCGAGGCCUACCUACGCUCGCGGGGAGCUAGCAAGGUGGCAAUCGAUACUGCGACUGUCUGGACCCGCGCAAUGCUGGGCCAGGACCCCAAGGACUUGUCGGCUCUCUAUUUUCUCAAUUACUGCAAGUCUGGAGGUGGUCUGCUGCAGAUGCGCUCCGACCGUAAGCACGGUGGGCAAUAUCUGCGAGUGCGCCAGGGUACUCAAGUGUUUUCUUUGGGACUCGCAUCCUCGCUGCCAGAAGGCGUCGUCCGACUCUCAAGCCCCGUUCACUCGAUCAUCCAAAAUGCUAACCAGACCGUAAAGGUGCAGACCAGAGGCGCCAUCUAUGCUGCCCGGAAGGUCAUCAUCACGGUGCCGAGCCCGGUCAUGAAGUCCAUCACAUUCCACCCCCCGCUGCCACUGGCCAAGCAGGCGUGGAUUGCGUCCACCACCUACGGGUACUACACCAAGGCCAUGAUGGAGUUCCGUUCGCCAUUCUGGGUCAAGGCCGGCUUCUGCGGACUCGCCCAGUCGUUCACCGGCCCUGCCAGUGUGAUUCGCGACAGCUGCAUCCCAGAGGAUCGCAAGUAUAUCUUGACAUGUUUCAUGGGGAGUGACCCCGGCCGCGCCUGGGCUGCGCUGUCGGCCAAGGAGCGCGAGCAGGCCUUACUGCAGCAAAUUGCCAAGCUUUUUGGUGCAUUGAACCUGGACAACGAGUUUGUCCAGAUGAGUACAUACGAGUGGGUGAAUGAUGAGUGGUCGGGCUGGGGCUGUCCAUGCACUGCGCUCACCCCCGGUGUCCUCGACACACUGGGCCCCGAUGCGCUGCGCAAAAGCGCGGGCAACCUGCAUUUUGCGGGCACUGAGACUGCUGAAGAAUGGAAGGGGUACAUGGAGGGUGCAAUUCGCAGCGGAGAGCGAGCCGCCGUGGAGGUGGUCAAGCAGUUGAGUGCAGGUAUCACUUCACACCUGUGA
Molecule: messenger RNA, 1812 nt
Organism: Aspergillus candidus
Lineage: Eukaryota; Fungi; Ascomycota; Eurotiomycetes; Eurotiales; Aspergillaceae
Product: putative flavin-containing amine oxidase
Exons: 2
Coding region: 1-1812 (603 amino acids)
Molecular function (GO): oxidoreductase activity
Source: RefSeq, a predicted model, not a curated record